AUGUCCUCUCCAGCAUUAGAAUCAUCCAAUCAUCCUUCUCAAGCUACCUCUGGUAAUUCAAAUUCUUUGACUACAAAUUCUCCUCUUGUCUCUCCUCGUGGUGGCGGAAUUGGUCCAAAACUUGCUGCUCGUUUAACUCUCUAUCAAUCUUCAAUUUCUAAUUCUUCUUUAUCUCCUACAACUGGUUUAUCAACACCUGGAACCACUUCUUCGUCCUCUCCGCAACCAUCACCUCGUACACUUGAAUUAAUUAGUGUCUUUGAGAAGAACAAUAAUAAUUCUCAAUUAAAUAAUACAAAGAAGAGUAGUACAGAAUUAAAAACAACAUCCAUCGCACAAGCACCAUCAUCCGUGGUAGUACUACCCUCUGUAUUGACGACCAGCAGUCAUAGUGUGAAAAAAGUUAAUUCCACAUUAUCCACUUCAACUUCACCUCGAAGAAAAGAAACGAGUGACAAUAGUGACAACAAGUCUUCAACCACAAGAAAACUCUCGAAAAGUACUCCAACUCCAACCAGUACCAAUUCACCAGUAUUGAGUCAAGCUCAAGCUUCUUCUACUGCUCGUAGCACAACCAAUUCGGAAAAGAAAUUACCAACAAACAAGGAAUGA
Molecule: messenger RNA, 612 nt
Organism: Naegleria lovaniensis
Lineage: Eukaryota; Heterolobosea; Eutetramitea; Acrasida; Naegleriidae
Exons: 1
Coding region: 1-612 (203 amino acids)
Source: RefSeq, a predicted model, not a curated record